AUGACGACGAAUAAACGAACAUCGUCUACAGUUUUGACUGAUGAUAGUGAAACAAAAAAGCGUAAAAAAGAUGACGUUACGUCAUCAUCAUCGUCCACGACAAGUAAAGAACCAACUCCAACUUUCCUUAAUGAAAAUAGUCCAGUCAAAAAACUUUGUGAAUACGGUGAAGCAUGCUAUCGACAAAAGAACCCAUUACAUACAGCUGAAUACGAUCAUCCCCCCGCUCGUGAAAAACCGUCGACCAAUAAACAUUUGUCUCCUAUUGAAAAACUUGAACAAAGUGAACCUUUUCGCUUUUUUCUCACGACGGUUCAUGGUAUCUCGCACAUACACAAUCAAUCGAAUGCGAUGAGUUUCAAAGAAAUUCUUUCCACACAACAUGGACAACUUGUACGUUCGGCACAAUUUAAUUACAUGUUCGAUAUUGAAUUCAUUCUCGAACAAUAUCCAUCGGAAUUUCGACUUAAACCAUUAUUGAUUGUUUAUGGUGAUUCCAGACAUGAUAAUCAUUCGUUGAAACUUCAAUCGUCGCCAUAUCCACAAAUUGAAUUGUGUCCAGCUCGUCUCGAUAUACCAUAUGGAACACAUCAUACGAAGAUGAUGUUUUUAUUGUAUGAAACUGGCCUACGCAUUGUUAUUCAUACAGCAAAUCUUAUUGAACAAGAUUGGAAACAAAAAACUCAGGGCAUUUGGAUAAGUCCUAUUUGUCCGAAGCUAAAUGGUACUACAGAAGAAUCCAAAACAAAUUUUAAGAAGGAUCUAAUUCAAUAUGUCGAACGAUAUCGUGCUAAGCAAUUGCAAUUUUGGUUAAAAACCAUCACAGAACACGAUUUUAGUAAUAUUAAUGUACAUCUGAUUGGUUCUAUACCUGGUCGUCAUACUGGUCCCGAUAUGAAUAAAUUUGGUCAUUUAAAACUCCGACAGACUUUGAAAACAUAUAUUGGUCUAGAAAACGACGCUCAGUAUUCAUCAGCACCAAUUGUUGGACAAUUUUCCAGUAUCGGAUCAUUGGGCGCAACUGCCAAUUCUUGGCUAACAAAAGAAUUUCUCACUUCACUCAAACAGCUCAAUUCAUCGGCUUUAGAAUCUCCUGAAUUGAAAUUGAUCUAUCCAUCGGUUGAAAAUGUUCGUACGUCACUCGAAGGUUACAUGGCUGGUGGAAGUUUGCCUUAUAAUAUACAAAAUGCAAUGAAACAAGGCUGGCUGGUCAAUUUUUUCCAUCAAUGGAAAGCGGAUCAUCGUCAACGUAGUCGAGCUUCUCCACAUAUCAAAACAUAUUUACGAGCUACAAAUGACCAAUACAAACAACUUCUAUGGUUUUUAGUUACAAGCGCAAAUCUAUCGAAAGCUGCGUGGGGUGUGUUAGAGAAGAAUAACACACAAUUGAUGAUUCGAUCAUAUGAAAUCGGUGUUUUAUUCAUACCCAAACAAUUUUCGCAAUCAGUAUUUUCUGUAUCAGACUCACCAGCAUUUCCUAUUCCUUACGAUUUACCCCCUGUGAAGUAUCAAUCAACAGACAAACCAUGGGUAGUUGAUAUCGCCUACAAAAAUCAACCGGAUUCUCAUGGAAAUAUGUGGGAUCCCAGUGACUAA
Molecule: messenger RNA, 1596 nt
Organism: Adineta ricciae
Lineage: Eukaryota; Metazoa; Rotifera; Eurotatoria; Adinetida; Adinetidae
Source: the annotation of a GenBank genome assembly